Messenger RNA from Talaromyces atroroseus, 1074 nucleotides. RefSeq lists its product as hypothetical. Gene Ontology annotation, biological process: G protein-coupled receptor signaling pathway. NCBI's taxonomy places the organism in Eukaryota, Fungi, Ascomycota, Eurotiomycetes, Eurotiales, Trichocomaceae. The transcript is spliced from 2 exons. The record is from RefSeq and is a predicted model, not a curated record. Gene Ontology annotation, cellular component: membrane; G protein-coupled receptor homodimeric complex. Bases 1 to 1074 code for a protein of 357 amino acids. Gene Ontology annotation, molecular function: mating-type factor pheromone receptor activity; pheromone binding.
AUGUCAAGCUUCGACCCCUUCGAGCAGAACAUCACCAUGAUUACCGGCCAGGGCGCAGCCAUGCACAUUCCAAUCCCCAAUUUUGACGAGCACGUCCAAGAAGGGCUGACUGCCUGUAUCGACUACGGCAGCCAACUCGGCGCUUCCAUUGUCACCACUAUCUUGCUGUUCCUGUUGACCAGGGCCAAGAAGCGUCGCUCGCCUGUCUUCUGUCUGAACAUACUUGCACUCCUGUUGAACACUAUCCGUCUAGUAUGCCAGAUCCUGUUCUACACCAGUGCCUGGUUUGAAUCAUAUGCGUUUUUCUCCGGCGACAUGUCUCGCGUGAGCAAGGGCGACUAUGCCACCAGCAUCUUGGCAGCUGUUAUGACGGCUCUCGUGGAGCUGGUCAUGGAAAUGUCGCUCGUCGUGCAGACCAUCGUGGUAUCGACCAACAUGCCGAUCGUGUUCAGGAGCAUGCUUCUUGCUGCAUCGUCCCUGAUCGCCGCCACCACGAUCGGAUUCCGGAUGGCCGAGAUGGUUUUCAAUAGCAUCGUCAUCGUAGCCCAGAGGACUUCGGCUCCUUAUAUUUGGCUCCAGAAAGCAGACACUAUUUUGAUCACCGCCAGCAUCUGCUUUUUCAGCGCCGUCUUCAUGGCUAAGCUGGGCUACACGAUUUACAGGCGCAAGCAGCUCGGCGUGCACCAAUUUGGACCUAUGCAGGUGAUUUUCAUCAUGAGCUGCCAGACCAUGAUUCUGCCGGCCAUCUUCUCCGUGUUGCAGUUCUUGAGCGUUCCUAUUCACGAGAUAAACGCCAGCGUCCUUACAUUCGUGGUGGUCUCCCUGCCCGUGACGUCUAUCUGGGCCGGCACUGUUGUGCCAGGACAAUCGAAAAUCCAAAAUGUCGAAUCUGGUCCGCCUCUAUGGGACAAACUGUCAUCAGGCAGCUCGACACACUUUGACAACAUGGCCUCCAAGCAGAUACGCCAGAAUUCAGCCAUGACGACCGUGUCUGCAGCUAUCGACCCUACUGACUUGCUUUAUCGGGAUUUGGAGGAGCCCACCGCCGGUGCUGAUCGGAGUGUGAAAUAUUAG